This is a messenger RNA of Coffea arabica (coffee), 2241 nucleotides long. The record is from RefSeq and is a predicted model, not a curated record. Lineage: Eukaryota; Viridiplantae; Streptophyta; Magnoliopsida; Gentianales; Rubiaceae.
AUGGACAAAGCUUAUUCCCUUUGGCUUGCAGCCUUGGUGGUACUGUUGCAUUUUGCCCCAACUUCGGUUUGUGUCCAAGUUUUUUCCGCAGGCAAUACUCGUGAUCUGGAUGCUCCUCUUGCCUUGAAGGCAACCGUAUUCGAUCCCGAGAGGAUCCUCCCAACCAACUGGUCCAGUUCUGCCUCUGUGUGCAGCUGGAUCGGAAUCACUUGUAAUACUCGCCAUCAGAGAGUGGCAGCCAUUGACCUGCCGAACAUGGGCCUAAUCGGCACCAUACCUCCCCAACUUGAAAAUCUUUCUUUCUUGGUCCGGCUGAAUUUGCCAAAUAAUAGCUUUCACGGAAGACCUUCACCGGAUCUGUCUAAUUUGCGCCGAUUGAGAUACAUUAGCUUGGCAGGUGUGCUUUUCAACGCAACAAAGUUGCAGACUAUCCUGUUGCCGAACAACUCAAUAACGGGACAUAUUCCUGACGAGUUCAGCUCUCUUGAGAAAUUGAUCGGGCUGAACUUGGAUUUUAACCAACUUACAGGCUCUCUGCCCAAGUCUUUGGUUAACCUCUCGUCACUGCAGAAACUUGGUGUUUCGAGCAAUAGCUUAUCUGGUUCCCUUCCGAGGGAUAUCUGCAAGAAACAUGUCUCUCAACUCCAAGGGCUUUAUUUAUCAUACAAUCAACUUCAAGGCGAAAUUCCUUCUGGUAUUGGAGAAUGUUCAAGGCUUCAAAAUUUGUCCUUAUCCUACAACAAAUUCAAUGGAUCGUUACCCAAAGAAUUUUGGAAUCUAACUGCGCUUGAGGGGAUCCGUCUUGGUAACACCUAUCUUGAAGGUCCAAUUGUAGACGAUAUUCAUAAUCUUCAAAAUUUGAGGAUUCUUCACUUAGCCAAUACUGACAUGACCAGUUUGCUACCUCAGGCGAUUGGUUAUCUUACCAAGUUAGAGGCUCUAGUACUAGAUGAAAACAAGUUUACAGGUCCCAUUCCCGUUAGGCUAUUCAAUAUUUCAUCACUGCAAACAUUAUCGAUGGUAGAAAAUAAUCUCUGGGGCAAUUUGCCGUCAACUUUGGGCGUUAUGUUGCCGAAUCUUGAAGAUCUUUUUAUUGGGGGAAACAGACUAAGUGGGAUGAUAUUAACAUCUAUCUCAAAUGCUUCAAGUCUCGUAGAUUUAGAUGUCGGUUCUAACCAAUUUAAUGGUCCAAUUCCUCAUUCUCUUGGUGGCUUAAGAUUCCUAGAAGUCUUAGCUCUUGGAGAUAAUAGUUUCUCUUAUGAAUCUCAUUCCGGAGAGUUAAGCUUCCUGACUUCCCUAUCAAAUUGCAGAUAUCUAAAGCAGUUAUGGUUAAGUCUGAAUCCUUUGAAUGGCUUCCUUCCAAUUUCUAUUGGAAAUCUUUCAAGCACUCUCGAAUCCUUUUAUUUAGAUAGUAGUGGAAUUAUUGGCCAUAUUCCAAGUUCCAUUGGAAACUUAAGCAACUUGGCAGACCUCAAUUUGUCUGGAAAUGCCUUGGAAGGGACCAUUCCAAGAACUAUUGGAGGGUUACUGAACCUUCAGAGAGUUGAGCUUGGGUAUAACAAAAUAGAGGGACCUUUUCCACGUCAGUUCUGUCAUCUAUUCAACCUAGGCCUUUUAAGUUUGAAAAGUAAUAUGGUCUCUGGUAUGCUUCCUAGUUGCAUAGAGAACAUGACUUCCCUAAGAUAUCUUUAUCUGGACUCCAACAAUUUAACUUCUAUUGUGCCCUCAAGCUUGUGGAGAGUUGGGGAUAUAUUGGAGCUCAAUUGGUCCAAAAAUUCUUUUAGCAGUUCUUUGUCCUCAGAAAUUGGAAAUUUGAAGGAGCUAAUCAUGAUGGACCUAUCUGUUAAUGACUUUUAUGGAGAUAUCCCUACAGCCAUAGGAGUACUAGAGAAGUUACAGACACUAUCCUUGAAACAUAACAGGAUACAAGGAUUUAUUCCGGAUUCCAUGAAGAAUAUGUUGGAGUUACAGUAUUUGGACUUCUCAUUUAACAAUUUGGCUGGUGAAAUUCCCAAGUCACUGGAAGCACUCUCAAAUCUUGUAUACUUUAAUGUGUCUUUCAACAGACUCAGAGGACCAAUUCCACAUGGAGGAAAAUUUGCCAACUUUACAGAACUAUUUUUCUCUCAAAUGAAGCUUUGUGUGAUGCUUCUUGGCUCCAACCUUGUCAAACUUUUGAACAUAGAUCAAAGAAAAAGAUUUUCUUGCCUGUAUUGUUGGCACUUGGAUCAGCAAUCUUAG